This is a messenger RNA of Phascolarctos cinereus (koala), 3658 nucleotides long. RefSeq names its product rho GTPase-activating protein 7-like. Gene Ontology annotation, biological process: signal transduction; actin cytoskeleton organization; regulation of Rho protein signal transduction. NCBI's taxonomy places the organism in Eukaryota, Metazoa, Chordata, Mammalia, Diprotodontia, Phascolarctidae. Gene Ontology annotation, molecular function: lipid binding; GTPase activator activity; protein binding. The record is from RefSeq and is a predicted model, not a curated record.
AGCUGGAAAGGAGGGAGCCAGGAGUGCAGGACUGGGACAGGGGGAGUUUCUCUGAGAGAAUCAGGGCUUCCUUCUAUCCUUACCCCCCACCCCUUCCCUGGAUGGAGUUCCGCUGGGCUAGAGGAGCUGGGGUGGGUGUGCGGGGAUCCUCUCAGCUCCGGAGAGCCUUCAGUGAGCAUGUCAAGGAUUCCACCAGCAGAGCCUGGGAGGUGUUCUGGAAGAGGGCAAGGGAGCGGAGGCUAACAGAAAUUGAAGCCAAGGAGGCCUGUGAGUGGCUGAGGGCAGCUGGUUUCCCCCAAUAUGCUCAGUUAUUUGACGACAUGCAGUUUCCCAUUGACAUCCAAACUGUCCGACGUGACCACGAGUUCCUAGACCAGGACGCCUUUGAGUCUCUUUACAGGCGACUGAACGCCCUGAACAAAUGUGCAGAGAUGAAGGUGGAGUUCAGCUGCCAGAGGAGGAAGAGCGAUGAGUCUGAGGAUGACGAACCAUGUGCUAUCAGCAGCAGGUGGGCGUAUGAGCGCUGCAGCCGCCGCUGGUCCCGCCUGGACAGCCUGGAAGUCUUCCCAGGGGGAAGUGGUUCAUCCAGCAGUCCUGUCCUAGAGAGACCCCCAAGGAUCCAGAACAGGGGCACUGAGGAGCCAGCUUCCCCAGAGCCAGAGGAGAAGCCAGAUGCCUCUUCCAUGAGUAGCUGCAGCAGUGGCGACAGUGAUGUCCCCUCUCCCAGGCCCUUUGAGGAUGCCGAGUCCAGCCAUAACUGCUCCCAUUUCUCCUAUACCAACAAACUGUCUUCACCUGCCUCUAGUACCAGCCAUUCCUCAUGCCCCAUGGAGACACUGAAUGUCACUGGUGAAGACCUACCCGCUGCAGAGAAGCCCCUCCAACCAAACCGGGGCAAGAGCUUCUUGAGAAAGAUGGAGAAGUUGAGGCUGCGAAGCCCGGGGUCUAAGCGCAGUGGGGCUCCCCGGCCCCGGCCCCCGAUUAGCGGGCCCACCCUCCUUGAGGGUUUGGAUGAUGACAAGCUCCGGAGUCUCAACUGUGUGAGCAUUGGCCGAGACAUGGGAGCUUGCCCAUCCUCACCACCAAUCUGUGGCAGCAGCAGCGGCAGCCAGUCAGAGACCAGCAGCACCGUAAGCACUCCGAGUCCCGUGAUUCGGGUCCGCAGCCACAGGCAGAGGAGCGGCGGCGACCCCAGUUUAAGCCCUACCUCACCACGGGGUGAUGUGACUGAGCAGAACCUUCACAACCAGCUGUUCCAGGUGCCAGUCGGCCAUAAACCGGGCACCUUCCCCAAGGAUCUGACCCUUAACUCACCACCAACCUUAGAUAACCCAUCAGUUAAUUGGCGGACAGGCAGUUUCCAUGGUUGCCACCGGAAUCGGUUUGGAACCAGCUCCCAGGAGAUGGAUCCUUCCAACCGCCCACCUGGGCUGCCAGAUAACAGGCUCAGUGUCUACGACAACGUGCCAGUGCUGGUCCUUGGCAGGACAGAGGGUGUCAGGUCCCUGGACAACGAUCUCAUUUUAGAUUUUGACCAUCUGAUAGAGGACAUGAAUGAACUGCAGAGGCGAGAGAGCCAGUGGGCAAAGAAGGAUUCAUACUAUAGGGACUUUGAUUUUACCAGCUCCCCAAACUUACCUGCUGCCCCUGCCCAGAUUCUCCUGGAGAUCACCGAGCCUUCUGGGGAGACAAUAUCUGGGACCAGGCCUGGUGGAGGAGCAGAGCAUCACCAUAAAAGAGGCCAUCCUUGGGACUUUCCCAAAUCGUCGUGUUCCGGAAGGUCAGAUACUGCCUCCUCAAGCCCCCACAGGCUCAGUAAAUGGAACUGGUCAAUGGAAGAAACAACUGACCUGACCAAGCCCUUCCUGCGGGUUGAAGAACAGUCAGCUGUACAACUCAACUAUUUAAAGAGUGUGGCUAUGUUAAAUCUCUCUGCCAUCAUGGAAAAAAAUCCACUCUCCAGUAAACAGGGCUGGAAUUGGCCAGUCCCCAAGUUCAUCAGGAAGAAUAAAUACCCUGACUUUAAAGGCAAGAAUGUGUUUGGAGUCCCACUACUACUAGUUGUCCAGAGGACAGGCCAUCCACUCCCACCAGGCAUUUUCCAAGCUAUGGAGUAUCUGAGGGCGCAGUUUCUGGACCAGGUUGGCUUGUUCAGGAAAUCAGGGGUGAAGUCUCGGAUCAUGUCCCUUCGGGAGAUGAAUGAGGCCCACCCGGGCCAUAUGGAUUAUGAAGGCCAUUCUGCUUUUGAUGUAGCUGACAUGGUGAAGCAGUAUUUCCGAGACCUCCCUGAGCCCAUCUUCACUAGCAAGAUCUGUGAAUCCAUUCUUCACAUAUAUCAAUAUCUGCCUAAGGAAGAACAGUUCAAUGCUGUACAAGCUGCCAUUCUCCUACUUCCAGAUGAAAACCGAGAAGCCUUGAUUAUCCUUCUCUUCUUUCUCCGAGAUGUCGUAAGCUUUGUGGAAGAGAACCAGAUGACUCCCACCAACAUUGCUGUCUGCCUUGCCCCAUCGCUUUUCCAUCUCACUUCUCUCACUUCCUUUCGCCCAGACAAUCCCACAUCUUCCAGGUCCAGUCAGAAGAAAUACAAUGUGGGCAAACCUGAUCAGAGGGACCUGAGCGAGAACCUGGCCGCCACCCAGGGCCUGGCACACAUGAUAGCAGAAUGCCACCGGCUCUUGCAGCUGCCCACAAGUUACUUGGAAUCCAACAGGGGCCAGCAACCCCCCCAUCCUGAAAAAAGCCUGGUCAGUUACUCGAUGGUAUUGAAAUCUCUAGAGAAGUCCAUUCAGGACCUGCUCCGAGAUGCCAAGGACAAGUUCCGAACCUGGGCUAGCCGCUUUUGCCUGGAGAAUGUGGAAGUGGCCAAUAAAAAGGUAGAAGAAAACUCUCACUUACUGCUUUGGAAAGCCUCUGUUGAUGUCCAUGCUGCCCCUCAGGCUAUCCUUCAACGUGUGCUUAGAGCACAGUUGUCCUGGGACCACACUCUGCAGCAGGCUGUUGUCCUAGAGGUACUGAAUGAGGAGGCUGAUAUUUACCACUACACAGUGAAAAGCAUGACCCCACUCCCUGUCCAGGAAUAUGUGGUGCUAAGGACCUGGAAGUCAUAUCCCCAGAGCAAUACCUAUGUUAUAGCUGCAACCUCUGUGUGGUGUGAAGGUGCUGAACUGCAUGGAGUCUUGGGAGAGGUCAUCUUGUGCCAGUAUCUGAUUGAAAUGGUGGGACCUGAAAAAUCCCGAGUGACUCAUGUCUGCAGAAAAGACACCAGAGGGCGGACUUCUAAAUGGUACAGGAAUGUUUUCGGGCACAUGUGCGCAGCUGAAUUGCUCAGAUUAAAAGACUCUUUUCAAUCUUCAAAUUCAGAUGCCAAAUAAGCCCCAAAUCUGAAGCCAGAGCUGUUCUGAGGCGCAGUUAACUGCUGUGCCCUUCAGCCAUGUUUAGAUAAUGGAAUGCUGUUUUUAAUACAACUGAUAAUCAAAGAGUGUCUAAAGGAAUAUCAUUGUAUAAGAAAAAGCUAUUCUUGGAGAGAUUCUCGAUAGGAGGAUAUUAAAGGCCAAACUAUUUAUAUAAAAACCUAAUCUUAACAUCGCAGAAAUACUCAAAAUGAUGGUUUAAACCUAUACUGUGCAGUAAGUUAUUAAAAACUUGGUGAUUACCUAUA